Molecule: messenger RNA, 2366 nt
Organism: Papaver somniferum (opium poppy)
Lineage: Eukaryota; Viridiplantae; Streptophyta; Magnoliopsida; Ranunculales; Papaveraceae
Exons: 10
Coding region: 767-2128 (453 amino acids)
Source: RefSeq, a predicted model, not a curated record
CACUUCCAUAUGCUCGGUGUAAUGUUUAGUCCAGAGAGAAAAACAAUGGAAGUCCGAGAGAUCGAGAAGUAGAGAAAGUGAGAGAUGCAUCGCCAACGAAAAAAAUUAGCAAGACUUCUCUGUUGCUCUAAUCAACAAAAACAAAUUACUAGAUCUAAUAAAAUCACCAACAGAUCAGAUUCCGAAGAAGACGAUUCAGCUGGUCUCGCUCCCAUUAACUCACUUCAUCGAAAGAUUCUUUACCCUCUUAACACAUUACUUCUUUCUCAAUCGUCUAAUUUCCCUAUUUCAAGGUUUCUCUCUGUUUCUCUUCGACAGGUUAGGAUGUAGUUAACUAUCAAAAUCCAAUCAGAUUUUAGUCAAUUCAAAUUUGUAUUCAAUCAAAAUUCGCUUGUGGGGAUUUUUCUUUUAUUGUAUUCAAUCAAAAUUUGUAUCUAAACUGAUAAUCUGGUAAUGUUCUACAUGUGGUGAGUGUUGCGUUGAAAUUUGAAUUUUAGGUCAUAUUCAGAUGGGCGAUUUGUUGCUAUUGCAUUGGGGGAUUAUGUGUUGUGUAACGUCCAAUCCCUUCGGCAAGGAAUAGAAGAUAAAAUCAUCACGUCCAAUUAGUGGCUUAUUCUCUUCUUUUCUUGUUCUCGGCAGAUGGAUUAGCAACGGCAUCAAUGGGAACUCUACAAAACCAUCUUCUCCGCCUCAUCAAUCGUCUGUUGGUGGAAAAAGGACGGAUUAUCGAAAGCAUUAACUAUAGCUGAAGGAACGACUGUUUCUGAUGCUUGCCGAAGGAUUGUUGCUGGAAGAGUUGAUGCAGUGCUUCUUACUGAUGCAAAUACUUUACUCUCUGGAAUCGUUACUUACAAGAACUAUUGUUGAAGGGUUAAGACGAGAACAGACGAUAGUUUCAGGUAAACUAAAUGGUAAAGGGAAGCAGGCAAAACCCCCAUCCAACCGUAGUCCCAAGAUGUCCAAAAGGAGUACUGCCAAUUUUAAUCAAGGGAUAAUGGCACCAGGUGGAGUUAGACCCCCUCGCACAUCACACGCAGCCUCUCAGUUGUCACGCACUGAUCUGCCAAAGAUUAACAAAGGAGGAAGAGGGGAUGCUCUUAAUGCAAAGCUUAAUGAUCACAUAAGGAAAAAGAAAGAAAAGCCUACAAUAACGAUCAAACCAGGUAAUAAGAUUCCAACUGGGGAUUGGGACACUGAAUUCCAAACUGAAAUAGGAAUCAUCGUCAAAAAGUUUGCACCGUGGUCGACUCGCCCCAAAUGGAAGUCAAUUGGAAAAUCAGAUCUGAAGAAAUUUCAUGAUCUCAUAUUGGAAAAAUUCACUAUUGAUCUACAUGUAGUACGCAUUCAGAAGGCGGUCAACACAAUGCUAGCAAAUGAGUACAGACAGUUCAGAUGCACACUUCACAAACACUACCUGCAGUACAAACAAGAUGGAACAGAACGGGAAAACCCGCAUCAUCAGGUUAAGCAGGAGGAUUGGGAGAAACUUUGCACUUGGUUUGAGUCUGAUGAGUUUCAGACAAGUAGCACUCAAGGUAAAAAAAGUCGACAAGCGAAUACAACCAUUCAUUGUACAGGGUCAAAACCUUUUGCCCGCUAUAGAGAGGAAAUGUGUGAUCCAGAAACAGGUGAAGUUGUUGAACAAAUUGAAUUCUACAAGUUAACCCACUGCAAAAAUGAUGUUUGGACGUGUCAUACAGCGGAGGAAAACUAUGGUAAAAUGCUUGAACUCCGAGAUGCGCCUACACCUGAAGGUUCAACACCCUUGACCGAUGCUCAAAUAUGUGAGGAAGUGCUAGGUGUAAGAUCCGGAUAUGUCAAGGGUCUUGGUCAUGGGUAUGAAAAACCUAGCUCGUCUAGCAUCGAAUAUAAUGCGGAGUUAGGUGAAGCUCUUAGGAGGGUAGAUGACGCAGAGAAGAGAAAUAAGGAACUUGAAGAAAUAGUUGAUGAUCAAAAUCGCACAAUACAGGGGCUGGUAACUGACACAAUGGAUAUAAGAAGAAUGUUGCUUGAAAUGCAGGGAAACCGUCAAAGCACUCCUGAGAACAGUCAAAGCACUCCUGAGAACAGUCAAAGCACUCCUGAGAACAGUCAAAGUACUCCUGAGAACCGUCAAACCACCUCUUGAGAUGAUUGUCGAGGGACCAACAGUUGAGAUCUGCAUCUCUGUUUCUUUUUUUAGCUUUAUGUUUCAACAAGUGGUAUCGUUUUUUCUUCACUUUAGAAUUAGCUUUAUGUUUCUCUUUUGAAAUUUGUAGUGGUAUCGUUUCUUUUCUUCAGUUUAGAAUGUUAAGUUUCUUAAUUAGUGGUGUCAUUUAAUGAACAAUGUAGAUCUUUUCUAUUAAUGAUUUGCUUCUUUUCGAAAA